This is a messenger RNA of Aspergillus sclerotioniger CBS 115572, 3072 nucleotides long. RefSeq lists its product as uncharacterized. The record is from RefSeq and is a predicted model, not a curated record. Lineage: Eukaryota; Fungi; Ascomycota; Eurotiomycetes; Eurotiales; Aspergillaceae. Bases 1 to 3072 code for a protein of 1023 amino acids. Gene Ontology annotation, molecular function: GTPase activator activity. Gene Ontology annotation, biological process: regulation of mitotic cytokinesis. The transcript has 3 exons.
AUGUAUCAACUCACCGUCGGUAUUGCACCAACUGGCUUCGCCUUCGGUCGCGUAGAUCGAAGCUCCUCCAGGCCAGGCCGAUUCCGGAAAAAGACCCUCCCGCUGCAUGAUCAAUGCGCGACUGCGACAGAUCAUACCGUAUCUCCGUUAAAUACAAACCCAGUCCCCGCCGGCACCUUUACGACAGCGACAGCACAGUCUCCUUUGGCCGCGGAUUUCUUUCCGGGGUGCGAAGAUGGUGCGCCUGAUUCGGGUCAACCGGGAGAAGCAAAGUCGCGCAGGAAGUCGUCAUUUGCAGGUGUACGAUUGCGUCGCCGGGGACAAACGUUGACUGGCCCGCCCAGACCAGUCUUUGAGAACUUAUCAAUCGCUUCUCAUAUACGGCGGCCUUCGUCUUCCUGGGUGCGACGCCUAUCCUUCCAACCAGAGAAGCGCGCCUCCUGCCAAACCCCCGUUUCCUCUUCAUCGAACGGACCAGGUAGUCCGGUCAGUCCCCCCGCGUCUAUUCAACGCAGACCCAACAAACUAGUCAAACGGCCUCCUUCAAAUCAUGCCAACUCUCACCCGCUUUCCGGAAAUGCACCAUCCUCUCCGUUAAAGCCCGCCGCCUUUCGCAGGCCUGCUACUAGUCAUCAGCGGUCUGAAACUUUGGGACACAAGGCAAGCCAUAGUCUCAACUUCGAGCCUAGUCUGAUCUUGAACCCUUCACCCAACCGGUCCGAUCUUGCUGCUCUAGGCGAUGAUCAUGCCUGGCAUCCAUAUAUCGAUGUCAGCCCAGAGGGUUUAUCGGAAAGACUAGCUCGUAGAUUUUCAACCGCGACGAGACCAAAAGAUCCAGGGCUACGACGAAUUGUCCCGAAUGCGGAUACUGCUCCGGCACUCCUUCUAGCGACAUCUAUCAGAGGCAAGCACCCGACUGCAGAAGCUGAUUUAGAUGAAUCCACUCCUUCCUCGCCGGUUCAAUUUCGAAACCCGUUUGGAUCUAGUGGGUUUUCCCCGCAACAACAAGAGCUACCAUUGCCACCGGAGGAAAGGGAUCGUCAAACCUCGCCUUUGGUUGAUGAUUCUGGCCCUAAGUGCCCCCCAACGAGCACGGGCCCCGCAGAUAAUGAAAGCCUCAAGAAUGACUUGCUGGUCUAUCCCAAAAGGAGGGCAAUCUCGACCCCGCUCCCCGCGUCGGUAAAGUUGGAAGGAACACUCCUGGUUCCAUCUCAGGCACAUGGAAGACGAAACAUCACUGACCCGAAUAUCUUCCGUCGUCCAACCGUCUCACAAAAUGGAGUUCCUUCGUCAAUGAUGUCGGAAUUGAUAGGAUCGCGACGCAGACCCCAUCCUCUAUAUUGUCAAGACUACAAAGUAGACAUGGCUCAUCUCCGCGACAUUGGGUCGCGUCCUUUCGCUUUGGAUGCGGUACCACUGUCCAGAUUCCAGGGCACAUUCCGUCAGCGCCCAAAACGCCAUUCGAUUGCUGCGUCUGACCCUGCAUCCACCGUUAUGGGAUCUGACGAUACUCACAUCUUGACAUCCGGUGAUGAGGACGAGACAGAUUUCUUGAGCGACACUGCCUUCGAUUCCAUCCGUACACAUAUCACCACCAGCAGUAACUCGAGUCCAUAUGCUUCUCGAAUCCAGACGAUCUUUGACAAAGAAUUUCCCGUUAAAAUGUCGGAGGGAAUGUCUAACAUGCAUGUACUCGAAACGUGUGGGCCUCUCACUUCCCAUUCAUUGGAAAACUGCCACUGCGACUCCGUUAGAGAUGUUACCCCUAUUCCUACACCGGCUCCUAUCGCCGACAAGGCAUUAAAUAUGCACGAGGGCAACAGCAACGUUUCUUUUCCGUCAGACCUGACAGAUGAUGAAGAUUCUCGCAGCCUGCUGGCCGCACUGCCUAGCGAGACAACUGUCCCAUUCGCACGAGCACAUCCCUCAACACUGCCACUGAAUGGUAACGCUAGUGAUUGUUUUGGAAGCGAGGCAGCUCCCGAGCUACAGUCGUACAAGUGCGAUUCCCAUAGUCUGGCUAACGAGGCACUUGAUUCAUGUCCAAAAAUGAAUAUCUUUGACUGGUCGGAACAGUCGAGAAGCGAUCGUGAAGCAACAGGCCCCGACGGGCGACCGCGGACCGUCCAUGGGAAGCACGCACCUGACGUGCGUGGCAGCCGAGCAACAGGGCGAAAAGCCCCAAGUACUUUGCAUCUCCGUAGUCAAAGUGUCCCCGUGACCAGAGACACUCCGGCAAUUAACGAACAACGUCAGACCUCGGGCAAGUUCGGCACAUGGGGCCUAGGAAGCAAAGGUGUCAGUGAGGACUGGGACAGUGACUUCGAUUUCGAGGAUGCGGAUGAGAGUACGGCGAGCGAGGCUAUGAAACCGAAUAAAACGCUCCCCCAUCGGGGCAUGAUAGUUCCGCAAGCCAUCAUGGAACGCCAAGCAAGUCUUCAUGGGCAGUUCGGACAGGUCCAGGAACUUACCUUGCUAGUUGAAGAACUUAAGCGCCUUCGGCAUCAGGGUAGCUUUUUGAACCUGGUCCGCGGGCCAUCAAGCGAACUUUGGAAAGAAGCAGAAGGCAUAGUGAACCUAGCCACUCUUGACGAUGAUGCGCAUGAUAACUCACCUCCUGGAUCUCCUUCCUCUCUGACUUUCAGCUUCGACGAAUCAGAAGGCGAUUCCUCCAAUACUAAUGACCCAUGGAAACGAGUCAGCGGAGGAUCUUGGGGAGUAUCAUUCUCGGAGCAAUCAAAUUCCCGUCCUACUACUUCUCCCAGCCCGGAGGGCACUGCCAAACCCAACUCUGUGCUGGAUCUGAUCUAUCAACAGCGCAACUCAGGCGACUCCAAUUUUACGGAUUCGCAUGUUCCACGCUCCAAGAAACUCCCCUUCGAUACACAGUCCCUUCGUGACUUGGUUGUCCGAGCAGGAGUCGUCACUCGUGCUUUGAAAGAAGUAAUUCGCAAAGCCGAUGGUGUUACAGCCGAGCCUAAAGAGACGAUACAUCUCACAGACCCACCAUUUAGUCGGAUCUUUGAUCAAUCUUCUCAUGAUAAUGCAAGUCUCGAGACUUAUAGUAAAUGA